Molecule: messenger RNA, 1405 nt
Organism: Dermatophagoides pteronyssinus (European house dust mite)
Lineage: Eukaryota; Metazoa; Arthropoda; Arachnida; Sarcoptiformes; Pyroglyphidae
Cellular component (GO): chitin-based extracellular matrix
Molecular function (GO): structural constituent of chitin-based larval cuticle
Source: RefSeq, a predicted model, not a curated record
UCAUUCGAUUCAAAAAUCGACUUUGUUUUUUGUUUUGUGAUUACAGCAUUUCAUUCAAAAUCAAUUCGCAGAUGAGAAUCGAAUUGCAAUAAUUAUAAACUCUGAAUUUUAAAUUAAAAUAAAUAGAAAAAACCAACGAACAAAUGAUGAAAUAUUUAUUGAUAUUGUCGGCAAUUAUCAGCUUGAGUCAUGGUCAGCAUUCAUUGAGCCAAGCUGGUCAAGCUCAAUAUUAUACACCACCGACACCAUCGACAUCGGCCACAUUAGGUCAAGCAUAUAGCUUGUCACCGCAACAAUUGGCACAGCCAAUCCGUGUAUAUGGUUCGGCACCAAACGCUGGCUAUGCACCUGCCGCUUCUCCAGCUCAAUAUAGCCAAUAUUCUGCUCAACCGCAACCGCAAGCUGCUGCCGUUAGUCCAUAUGCUGGUCUAGGCUUGACCGCAUCUGCUGUUCAAGCUCAAGCUCAAGCACAAGCUCAGGCAGCUGCAGCUGCUGCCGUUCCUUCGAAUUAUGGUUGGCAAGUUCAACAUCAAGCAUUGCAACCACAGCCCCAACAACCACAAUCGCAAUCACACCCACAAGCUUUGGCUGCUCCCCAAGUUUCCUCGUACCAAACGGGUGCACCUGCACACGCACCUGCUCCUGCUGCUGUUGCUCCCGCAGCAUUACAUCGGCCAGCUUCUGUUCAUUAUGCCCAAAUUGGUGAAAAUCUAGCCGGAGAUUAUCGAUUUGGCUAUCGAACUGGUGAUGGUAAUAGUUUUCGUGAAGAAUCCCGAUUACCUGAUGGUACCGUUCAAGGUCAAUAUGGAUUUGUUGAUGCCGAUGGCAAACAACGUUUAGUUAAAUAUCAAGCCGGUGUUGGUGGUUUUCAAGUUUUAGGUAGUGGUGAUGGUGCCGCAGCAGCAGCUGCACCUGCUUCCGUUCCCGCUUAUCAUUCGGCUCCAGUUGCACGAAGUGUUGGAUCAUCGGCUGCAGUUUCAGUUCCAGCCAUUCCACAAUGGGCUCAAAGCCAUAUUGGUGGUACUAUUCCCGCAGCUGCUGCACCACAACAGCAACCGCAAUAUGCCCAAUAUGCUCAACAACAAUACGCAUCACCGGCACAACAAUACGCAUCACCGGCACAACAAUACUCAUCGCCGGCUGUUGCUUCAUCAUCACCAGGCGUUCCAGCACAACAUACAACUACACUACAAUUAGGUCCUGGUGGUGCUCAAUUUGCUUCAUCAGCUGCUGCUGGUAAUCAUCAACCGAAUACAUUGACCAUUCGACCAAUAGCUGCUAUUGCAGUACGUGCUGGUUCCUCUACCGGUGCCGCCAUUCAACAAUCAUAUGGCCAACCAUCAGCAACACAGCCACAAACCUGGGGCUCGCAUUUAGGUUAAAAUAAAAUCGAUUUCAAAUAGUG